This is a messenger RNA of Daucus carota subsp. sativus, 1427 nucleotides long. RefSeq names its product UDP-glycosyltransferase 43-like. Bases 144 to 1412 code for a protein of 422 amino acids. The record is from RefSeq and is a predicted model, not a curated record. NCBI's taxonomy places the organism in Eukaryota, Viridiplantae, Streptophyta, Magnoliopsida, Apiales, Apiaceae. Gene Ontology annotation, molecular function: UDP-glycosyltransferase activity. The transcript has 2 exons.
CAGAAUUUCAUUAAUACAAAAAAAUCUUCCAAAAUCCUAAUUAAAUACCGUACAUUCUUGCCGGAUUCCACAGGCUGUAUAUAUAUAUCUGAUAUUCAGCCAUUGACGCACACCCAUAUUGACUGGCAGGCCUUCCAGCCACAAUGAAGAAAACUGCAAACAUCGUCUUCAUCGCCGCUCCGACCAUCGGAAACCUCGUCCCCGCAGUCGAGUUCGCAACUCAGUUAACCAACACAUACCCAUGUCUUAAAGCCACGGUACUAGUCAUCACCAUGUCUACUCGCCCACUCAUCGACACCUUCGUUGACUCACGCGCCAACGUCAACGCCGGAAAUGUCUCCUUCGUUUACCUCCCUCCCACAGAGCCGCCAUCUCCAGACCAAUAUAAUAGCUUCGUAGGCUUCAUGUCUCUGUCGAUCGAGAAACAGAAAACGCACGUGAAGAAUGCACUCGUGGAUCUCAUGCAGACUCGAUCCGAGCCAACGAACUCAGUUGUCCCCCUGGCCGGAUUAUUUGUUGACAUGUUUUGUACGUCGAUGAUCGAUGUAGCUAAUGAAGUCGGAGUGAAUUCUUAUGUGUAUUUUGCAUCUCCGGCUUCAUUUUUAGGCUUCAUGCUGCACCUUCCAGUAUUAACUAAAUUAAGUGCUGAGUUGGAUGACUCGGAUGCUGAGUUGAGGAUCCCGGGUUUUGUCAAGCCUGUUCCUGUAUCGGUGUUGCCUACUUUCUUUCUCACAAGAAAUAAGGAUGAUGGUUGCUCUUGGUUUGAGUAUAACGCAACCAAAUACAAAGAAGCGAAGGGUAUUAUAGUAAACACGUUCAAGGAAUUGGAGAAUCAUGCUCUGGAUUCUGUCUCUGCUGUUGACUUGCCACCGGUUUACCCGGUCGGUCCGGUUGUUGAUCGUCGCGGACCGGCUGGAUGGAAAGUCAACGAGGAUCAUGAGGUAGUCAGAAAAUGGCUUGAUCAACAACCGGAAGCGUCGGUAGUUUUUCUAUGUUUUGGUAGUAUGGGGAGUUUGAAACCGGCCCAGGUCAAAGAGAUUGCGCAUGGGCUAGAGCAAUCCGGGCACCGGUUCUUGUGGUCACUGCGAGAACCGGCCAAGGGUAAAUUGGACCUUCCAGGGAAUUAUACGAAUCCUGACGCGGUAUUGCCAGAUGGGUUUAAUGAUCGGACGGCAGGGAUUGGAUUGGUAUGUGGUUGGGUGCCACAAGUGAUGGUAUUAGGCCACAAUGCAGUGGGAGGGUUUGUGUCACAUUGUGGGUGGAACUCAAUAUUAGAGAGCUUAUGGCACGGGGUGCCAAUUGCAACAUGGCCUAUUUAUGCAGAGCAGCAGCUGAAUGCAUUUGAAAUGGUGAAAGAGUUUAAAUUUAAAUUAUAUUGUGAAUAUUUUUCUAGUAUCAAUGCAAUUUUAUAACAUAACGUUAUAUCA